Molecule: messenger RNA, 1084 nt
Organism: Daucus carota subsp. sativus
Lineage: Eukaryota; Viridiplantae; Streptophyta; Magnoliopsida; Apiales; Apiaceae
Product: probable ribose-5-phosphate isomerase 3, chloroplastic
Exons: 1
Coding region: 102-935 (277 amino acids)
Biological process (GO): pentose-phosphate shunt, non-oxidative branch
Molecular function (GO): ribose-5-phosphate isomerase activity
Source: RefSeq, a predicted model, not a curated record
UAGUCAGCAGCAGUUCACACAUGACACAACAACAACAUUAGUUUAGUUUAGUUUUGGUCUUCUCCCCCAUCUUCCCCACCCAAUCUCUCUCUCUCUCUCCCAUGGCCACUCUCUCUCUCCUCUCUCUCCCAUCUCUCCACCGCAAGACAACCCCCCACCUCUCUCUCCGGCCCCACACAACCCCCUCUCCCUCCUUCAUCACCUUCUCCUCUCCCUCCCCAUCUCCCCCAACUCUCUCCCAAGACGACCUCAAAAAACUCGCCGCCGACAAGGCCGUCGACUACGUCAAAUCCGGCAUGGUCCUCGGCCUCGGCACCGGCUCCACCGCCGCCUUCGUCGUCUCCAAGCUCGGCGAACUCCUCGCCAACAACGCCCUCACUGACAUUGUAGGUAUCCCCACUUCUCAACGCACUUAUGAACAAGCAUUGUCUCUUAACAUUCCUUUAUCGACUCUCGAUGCUCAUCCGCAUCUCGAUUUAGCAAUCGACGGUGCGGAUGAGGUGGACCCUGAUUUGAAUUUAGUCAAGGGCCGUGGAGGUGCCCUUUUGAGGGAGAAGAUGGUGGAGGCUGCUUCCGAUAAGUUUGUUGUAGUUGUGGAUGAUUCCAAGCUUGUUAGCGGGCUCGGUGGGAGUGGACUUGCAAUGCCGGUUGAGGUUGUGCAGUUUUGUUGGAAGUAUAAUUUGGUCAGGUUGCAAGAUAUGUUUAAGGAUCAAGGGGUAGAGGCCAAAUUAAGAUUAGAUGGGGAGAAACCGUAUGUCACGGAUAAUAUGAACUAUAUUGUGGAUUUGUAUUUCAAGACUCCGAUCACGGAUGCUCCUGCUGCUGGGAAAGAGAUUUCGAGUUUGGAAGGUGUGGUGGAACAUGGGCUGUUUCUUGAUAUGACCACUGCAGUGAUUAUUGCUGGUAGUGAUGGAGUUAGUGUUAAGAGCAAGUGAUUUAUGGUGAGAAAUUCAGAACUGUGUUUUAAUUGUGGAAGGUUUUCGUGAAUUUGUUGUAACUUAAUAUAUGUGAUAUAUGAAUAAAGUUUUGAUUGUUUGUACAAUUUUGGGUCAAAAUUGAAUAAAUGUACACUGAUUUACUUUGA